Molecule: messenger RNA, 1033 nt
Organism: Lacerta agilis (Sand lizard)
Lineage: Eukaryota; Metazoa; Chordata; Lepidosauria; Squamata; Lacertidae
Product: olfactory receptor-like protein OLF3
Exons: 1
Coding region: 89-1033 (314 amino acids)
Biological process (GO): G protein-coupled receptor signaling pathway
Cellular component (GO): membrane
Molecular function (GO): olfactory receptor activity; G protein-coupled receptor activity
Source: RefSeq, a predicted model, not a curated record
CCGUAUCUUAGGUGUAAAAUCAUCCCUGGUCCUAAACUUCCCAUUUCAAUCCUGAUUUCAUUCUCUUAGCUCAAGCAUUGUGUGUGUGAUGGAGCAAUACAAUCAAACAAUUGCCCUGGAGUUCGUGUUUCUGGGAUUUUCCAAAGAUCAAGACACCAACCUGUACCUCUUUGCAGCGGUCCUUUUCAUGUACCUCAUCACCCUGACAGGUAACACACUCAUUAUCGUGGCCAUCCACAUAGACCCACGGCUCAGCACACCCAUGUACUUCUUCCUGAGCUAUCUGUCCUUCCUGGACAUCUGCUACACAACAAGUGUGGUGCCUCAGUUGUUAAUCCAUUUCCUUACUAGCUACAAAACCAUCUCCUACAACAGGUGCAUGGCUCAGCUCUAUCUCUCAUUCGCCUUUGGAAGCAUUGAAUUUAUCCUCUUGGCAGCCAUGGCUUAUGACCGAUAUGUGGCUGUCUGUCAUCCGUUGCAUUACAAGGUCAUCAUGAGCAGGACAGUGUGUGUGCAGUUGGUGCUAGCAUCCUGGACAGCUGGAUUUCUCAAUGCUCUCCUGCAUACGGUGUUCACUGUGCGCCUUCACUUCUGCAGCUCCAACAUCAUCAACCACUUUGCCUGUGAAGUCCUGGCUGUUAUCAAGAUUGCUUGUUCAGACACUUCUGUCAAUGAGAUUCUGUUUCUGGUGACAGGGUCCAUUGUGCUGGUGAUCCCCUGUAUCGUGGUCACACUUUCCUACGUCUAUAUAAUCCGUGCUAUCCUACUUAUCCAGUCUUCAGGAGGUCGUCAGAGAGCCUUCUCCACAUGUACCUCUCACCUGACGGUGGUCGCCCUCUGCUAUGGCACAGCAAUCUUUGCUUACAUGAGCCCCAAAUCCAACACUUCGCCCAACCAGGACAAGAUGCUGGCUUUCUUCUAUGCAGUUGUUACUCCGAUGCUCAAUCCUAUAAUCUACAGCCUAAGGAACAAGGAAGUCAAAGGAGCCCUGGCUAAAACAACAGGGAAAAAUAUCAUUUCUGAAAGUCAUUGA